AUGUCCAGCAGACCACUCACCAAUUCCAACUACUCCGACAAUGGUGGGGAGCUGGAACAGUAUAUUGUCUCAUUACGGCAAGCUGUUCAUGGUCUGCCAGAAGGAAGUUCCGAACGAUCUCGUCAUCUUUACAAGGUCGCCAACCUCCUCCGUGAGCAUUAUAUCGCUUCAAAUGGAGAAAAAGGUCCUAUAGAGGCUCUUUCUGUUGCUCGUGAAGCGGUAAAAGCCAUUCCCGAUGGCAGUCCGAUGGCUGCAACAUGUUUAAAUAACCUAGGACGCCUGCUCCGUCACAAGUUCGUCUUCGAGAGAGACCCAAGAGACCUUGAUGAGGCCGUUGAGGUUUUCAGGCGGUCUGUUGAUGUAUCGAAAGAAGAUGACUCAUCUUGGCCCCAAUGGUUAACGGAUCUCUGA
Fusarium odoratissimum NRRL 54006 is the source of this 411-nucleotide messenger RNA. RefSeq lists its product as uncharacterized. The transcript has a single exon. The record is from RefSeq and is a predicted model, not a curated record. Gene Ontology annotation, molecular function: protein binding. The coding region runs from base 1 to 411 and encodes 136 amino acids. NCBI's taxonomy places the organism in Eukaryota, Fungi, Ascomycota, Sordariomycetes, Hypocreales, Nectriaceae.